Molecule: messenger RNA, 426 nt
Organism: Lycium barbarum (goji berry)
Lineage: Eukaryota; Viridiplantae; Streptophyta; Magnoliopsida; Solanales; Solanaceae
Exons: 1
Coding region: 1-426 (141 amino acids)
Molecular function (GO): RNA-DNA hybrid ribonuclease activity; nucleic acid binding
Source: RefSeq, a predicted model, not a curated record
AUGGCGCUAGACAUGAGCGUACAAGAGUUGUUGGUAAUCGGGGACUCUGAUUUUCUCAUAAAUCAAGUAAAAGGAAAUUGGGCAACAAAAAAAGAUAAGAUACUCCCAUAUGUGAAUCUAGUCCAAAUAUUAUACGGGAGAUUCAAGAGUAUUGGCUUCAGGCAUACUCCAAGGGCCCAGAAGGAGUUUGCAAAUGCAUUGGCCACAAUAGCAUAUAUGAUCCAGCACCCUGAGAGUACCUUCAUUGAUCCAUUACAGAUCAUAGUGAGAGAAGAGCAAACUCACUGUCCCCAUGUUGAGGCCGAUCCAGAUGGCCAGCCAUGGUAUGCCGACAUCAAGGCCUACCUAGAAAGAGGGGAGUAUCCCCAUAGUGUUCAGCAAAUCAAAAGAAGACCAUCAGGAGAUUGGCCAUUGGUUCCUUCUUGA